AUCAAGGAUUUCAUAUAAAUUAAUUGUCGGGAUAUUUGAUUAUUUUGAGAUAUUUUUAUUGGUUAUGUUUAGCAUAACUAGUAUUAUUAAUGAUGUUUUGUUUAGAAAGUUAUUAUAAUGGUUUUCUUUGUUAUGAGGGUUAGAUGAUUUGUGAGACUAGUUCUAUAAAUAUGUACCUUCACGUUUUAAUUCAUGAUUGAGAAUUCAAGUAUUAGAAGUAAGUUAAGUUGUACUGUUUGUUGUAGUGUCACUGUGGUAGUAUCAACUAUCAAGAACUAAUUGGUGUCAAUAACUCUAAUUAUUGAGAGAGUUUCAAUAAUUCUUUACCACAUACUACCCCCCUCCCCCUAUCCACACACACAAUAACUACUCAUAUGGGUUUGAAAUUUGCUUAACUACUCAUAGGGUCACGGGGAUUUAAGUAAAAUAUCUCUCGAUCAUAGAACGCUCUGAUACCAUGUUACAAACGAGUUGAUCCGAGUUAACUUUCACAUGCCCUCUCAAACUCAAGCCACUCAUAAGUACUUGACAUUUGUACAAUAGAAAAAUGGGUUUAUCACAAUUUGAAUAGAUGACUUCCCAUUUAUAAAAAGCUCUAAUAUCAUGUCAAAGACUCAAGACUCAUCAGCCACUUUAUCCCAAGUUCUGACACCCCAUCUUUAAUCUAUGCAUGAUAAGUUGUAGCUUCUUUAUAUCCCUGUGUUUCUUAAGGAGGGAAAAGAGAGGGAGGGAAAAGGGAGGAGGGAAAGCACAAAAAUCGAUGUUUUUCCCCUGUUUGCGAGAUGGAAGGAAAGCAGGGAGGGAGGGAAAAUACAAAGAAAAUGUACUGUACAACCAAUCCUCCCAAAUUGGAGAGAAAACUAUAUUCCUCUCUGCGUGGCCCACUUCCCCUCUCUUUUCUUUGUUUCUUUAAUUUAUUAGUUAUUCUACUUUCUUUUCUCUUUUUUGUUCUUCUUUCUUGUUUUUGUUUUGUUGAAAUUUUUAUGAUAAAAGAUUAACUUUGAUGUCUAAUAAUAGAAAAAUUGUAUAAAAAAAUACUAGCCAAGAUAUACAUAAUGAAAAUGAGGAGACUAAAUACAUUACUCUUUAAUCAUGAACGUAACACAAAAUUGUUUUACAUCACGCAUAACGUAGUUUCAUAUCACACAUUAAUAAGCAAGAAACUACAAAUCUAAUUCACAAUUCAUAAACAAUGAACAUAAUAUCAAAAUAAAGUUAAACUAUUUUACUAUUAUAUACCCAAUAAAAUAACAUAUCCACCACACUUCCCAAUACACAUUUUCAUUUCUACUUUCCUUCAUAAAACAACAUUUUCCUUCCAAUUUCCUUCACCUCCAAAUUGUCCCUCCCCUCCUAAUUCCCUUCCCCUCCCCUCCAUUUUCCUCCCUUCCUUCGGAAACAGGGGUAUGUGUUCUGAAAAGUGGGUUGUUAGAGAGACAUAUAUAAAGGUACGCCGGCAGCUGUAUUCAUUUCGACGGUAAACGUUGAGAAUAUGAGAGUGAGACACAUUGAUUUGUAGGGGAGUGGAAGAUAAAGCAAUCUUAUCAAGUUACGUGUAGGCUUCUUCUUCUUUCCCCUUUUGACAACCAAACCUCGUUUUGUGCUCCUCUUACUCGUCCUAUGCAUGGUGUCAACAUAACGUCAAACUAUGGAUCCCAAAUCCGGCAGGUCUCAGAUUUCAUUAAUUUUUUUUUUUUCAAGAGCUUGAAUUCACAAGAAGGCCGAACGACAACUCCGAAAAGUAGCUGAUUUGAAACAAGGGUUACAAGAUAAUAUUCAUUUUCAUAUUUUUUGAGUAAAUUUUUACUGUCAUAUCACAAUAUUAGAACUAACAAUAAUAUUAUAGUAGUAUGAUGUUGAUAUGAUAGUGAUAAAAUGUUAAUAUGAUAUCUUAUGUUUGACAUAUAAUUUAAUGACUUCAUAUCAGUAUCAUAUCAUGAUAUUUUUAAUUGUAUCAGUAUCGUAGUGAUAUAGUAGUGAUAUAAAGUUGGUGAGUUCUUAUGUUUGACAAACUAUAAGAAAAUGUAUAUCACAGUGAAGAUAUUAAUGUUGAUAUAGUAGUGAUCGAAAGUGAUUUCUCCUGUACUGCCAUGGUAUUGACAAGUUUUGUAUCGAGAGCGAGUUUUAUCCGCUUUUGUAGUUGGUAGGUUGUUUCGAGUGUGAAUUUGUUAAUAACUCUAUUCGGCCGGGUCAGGGCUAGCUGAACGAGUUUUUGAUCUAGACUAAGCUUUAUCCGCUUUAAGGGUUUUUAUUUCUCCUUUUCCUUUUGAUUAAGAAUGACAAUUGAACCCGGACCCGGUGCUAAUGAGUUUUGUAUCGAGAGUGUGUUUUAUCCGCUUUAAUAAUUGACAUGUUGAGCCAAGUGUGAAUUGUUAAAAACCCAUUUUGAACCAGUCAAUGUGAGUUGAGCUCGGUCUGUAAAGUUUUCGGUAUGGAGCAAGUUUUAUCCUCUUUGGUGUUUUUUAUUUAUCUUUUUUCCUUUUGGUUGAGCAGCCAAACUUAUGAGUAUCCAACCUAUUUAAUAUGAUCAAAACAAAUUGAACCCAGUGUUUACAUCUUACACAUAUAAAUCAUUUGCUCGACGACCUUUAUCCUUUAUUAAAGUUUAUUGCUGCGUCAACUAUAUGGAGUUGUAUAUGACAAGCCCUUUACUUUUAAUCAAAAUUCAAACUAUUCAUUUUUAAAAUAUCACAUACUCGCUCACACGCGAAGCAAUUGAGAGAGGGCUUAUGCUAGUUACAACAAAAAGAAAGUAAUGUAAAGACGAUAUUUGACAUAAACAAACGACUUCCAGUCCGGUCUUUUCGGGAAUAUAAAGACCAAAGAUUGGAUUGGAUACAGUCCAGUCUUGACCCAGUCCAGUGCCAAUUCGGUCUUGAUUUUAGAUUGUACUUGUGGGGAUUUGAGUGGAUUGAGGACUCAAAGAGUGAGGAGUUGGUUAAGUUUUGGGUGGUGGGCUCUCUUAUCCGAUCUUUAUCGGGUUUUUGAUCCGGUCCCAAACGAUUUUUUACCUCAAAUCUAAGCCUAAAUAUUGGAUUGGAUUGUUUGUUAUCCGAUUUCGGUCCGGUCUCGGUCCGGGUUAUACAGUCCGGUUUCGAGAAAAACCAAAUAGCCCAGACCAAAUAGCCAGCCCUAACCCUGAUGACUUAUCACGUUGACCUUUAAAAUGUAGUGGUCGACCGUUUGUAGUAGUAAGUUGUCAUUGUUGGUCGACCACAAUAAAACAUCGUAGCCCUUUUCAUUAGCGUCAGAAGCAAAAUGAUCGACCGUAAAGGUAUAUAGGUCGACCACUUGAUGGCGUCAUUAAGAAAAUGGUCGACCAUUUACAAAAAGAGGUCGACAAGAUAGAAGAGAAGUGUUGUAUCCAUUUAUCCAUCAUCAUUUGACGUAAAAUGAAGAUCAAGUGUUGGUUUCGCGGUCGACCUAAUCCUGUACGAGGUCGACCGAGAAAAUCAACCUAUACCUUGCUUCUUUUUUGCUUAUGUAUGUUGAUUUUGGUGGUUCUUUUGCUCGUACAAAUUACGUUUCAAACCAACAGAAUAAGUCAUAAAUAAUGAUAACAAGGACUCAUAACUUCCACGUGGUCGAUCUCUUGAAUCACAUACAAACAGCAACCGCAAAGGAUCUUCUUCACAAAAGCUCUAACCGUAAAAAAAAAAAAAACCUAACUUAGCUACUGCCCUUUUCCAUCGACAAUUGCAUAAAGAACGGGUAGGAUGUCAUUGUGUAGUUAGCCCUAACUUAGCUAAUGCCCUUGAACUGAUCAAAUUGGAUUUCAUCUCUCCGUCAAUAACCAGAGAACACAAAUUCUCUUUAACCCAACAACGAGUAUGGAACAUAUUGUCGUGCUCUAGCUCUGCUGCCAUCGCUUGAUAAGAUCUUCUCCUUGUUGUUGAUCAUUUUGAAUCGGAGAUCUUAAAAUUGCCGUUGAAUUUGAACCGGACUCUGAUACCACUUUAUAUGAUUCAAAUUUAAAGAGAAACCUCGAACUCGGAUGAUAUGACCAAAGUACCCACCUUUUAACCGGAGCCUGAUUUGUUUCAAUUUAAUCCAUCCAAACCAAUUAUGUUAAUUAAGCAUUGGAUAAAAUUCAGCCUCUAAGGAAAAAAGAAGGUUUUCUAUCUUAAUCAAUCAUUAUAUUCAAAUUGAUAUUGCCUGAUUCACAUACUUCCACAGCUUCAAUUCAUUAAGUUUUUGUAAUGUAAUAGAUUAAGCUGUAAUAUCAAGGUAGUUCCAACCAUUCUAAUUUUUAUUUAUCAAGAUUAAGCCGUAACUUCAAGAAUAUCAAGAUUAAAUCACUUUAUCCCUUCCUUUUUAUUUAUUUAUUUAUCCCACUAAAUAUAAGUAUAGAUAAAUACUCAAUAUUUCUCGAAUCAUUCUAAUUUUUUAUUAUGAAUAAAAAUAUUAUUUUAUAUAAAACUAAAAAAUUUAUUGUUAUUUCUAACAAUCACGGUUACCAAAGAAUGAACAAUUUAAAAUAUUUUUUAACAGUAGAAAAAGCUAAAAUAUUUGGAUUGUUAACAAUCCUAAGAUUGACGAUGGUGAUAAUAUUGAGGAAUAUUGAAGAAGCCUCCCUUUGGUAAGUGAAGCUGCCCAAAUACUGAGGGUACUGUCACAUGUGGCAGAUGACAUGGCGCCAACAAGGUGACAACAUGGCGGCUGCACAUGUGGCAUGCAUGGAAGACUAGUAGCAUAGAGAUGCUCCUAGGAUUCUCCACCUUAAUGUAGAGCUUAAUGGUGCACUUAUGAGUCACAUAAUGGUGACAUUGAUAGAGUGCAUAAUGGGGGGGACUUAAUGGGUGUAUUGAUGUAGUAGAGGGACAUUAUGAGGGGGCAUUGAUGCCUUGUAUGUGGAGAGGCCUAUAUAAGGAGCCAUCUCCCUCACUUGUAACUCAUCCAUCAUUUUUGUGAGCAAUACAACUAUAGAGUUUCUCCCAUCUUCUUGUGUCUUGUUCUUGUGAGUUGAGUGAGUUUGAGAGCUUGUGAGAAGGCUGCCUAGUAUCUCUAACGGAAUUGAGAGCUAGGGCCGCACGACCAAGAGUAAGGCCGUGACAGUUGGUAUCAGAGCCUGGUUCUGAAAGAAGAACCGGUGUCCUCACUCCUCAAGAAGGAAGAUAAGAAAGAGCGAGAGCCUCACCAAAGAUGACUGGAUCAGAAGUCCAUGACGAUGCGGAGAAGCACCGUGGACGGGAUACCGUGAAGAAUCCCAAGGCAAAGGGUGACAAGUCAAGCACUCGUGAUCCUAUGACGUCUCUAGAGAGGCGUGUCUCUAGAGUGGAGGUGAAGUUGGCGGAAGAUAUCACCGCCAUCGAGGAUUUGGGAGCUAACUUCGCCCAAGUCGAAAGCGAUUGUCAAGGUAUGAAUGCUCGGUUGUCGAGCUUGGAGAUUGGUCAUGAUGGCAUACGAGAAGAGCUUGUGGCCCUCAUCAACAACACCAUCAACACAUCCUUGAACAACGCCAUUGAAGUUGUCAAAGAGCAUGUCCAGGCUGAGCUGGUCGGCGUGAAGGAGGAGAUUGCAGACCUCAAGAGUGAGGUCACUCUCGUGAAGAGAGCCAUGGCUAACGGACCUGCCAUUGCACAACCUACCUCAACCAUGGAGGUUCCUAGACCAAAGAGCUUUCAAGGGUCGAGGAAUGCAAGGGAGUUAGAGAACUUCCUAUGGAGCUUGGAGCAAUACUUCGAAGCUUCGGGUAUUCGAGAUGAGAAUACUAAGGUAAAAACUGCACCUCUUUACUUGAGUGAUGUUGCCAUGCUGUGGUGGAGAAGGACCCAAGGCGAUAUCAAUAAAGGGGCGUGCGUGAUGGAGUCAUGGGAUGACUUCAAGAGGGAGAUCAAGAGGCAAUUCUACCCAGAGAAUGUUGAGUUUGAAGCCCGGUCGAGACUAAGGAGGCUUGCUCACGAAGGAGAGAUUCAAGGGUAUGUGAAAGAGUUUUCUGAAUUGUUGCUCGAGAUCCCCGACUACACCGACAAGGAGGCCAUGUUCACCUUCCUUGACGGCCUCCAACCAUGGGCGAAGUUGGAGCUACAACGGCGAGGCGUGCAAAGUCUUGCCGAGGCAAUGGCGAUUUCCGAGUCCCUAGUCGAGUACCACGAGCCGGAGGAACGUGCGGAGUUCGGAGGCAAUGGAGGUGGACGCGACUAUGAUAGAGACACACGAAGGCGUGGUAGACCGGACCAAGGAGGUAGUCAUAAGGUUGAGAAACCACUUACUUGCUUUCUUUGUGAUGGUCCACACCGUGUGAGAGAUUGCCCAAGAAAGCACAAGUUGUCGGCAAUGAAGGCCGUACUGGCAGAGUGCUCGAGCUCGGAAGAGGAAGCAGAGGAGGCUCCAAGAGUGGAGCCCCAUGUCGCGAAGAUCGGUUGCAUGAAGAGAUUGAGCGCCAUCAAGCGGGCGGAAGAGCCUCUCCAACCCGAGCAGCACGGCCAAUGCUUCGUAGAGGCGAAGCUCAACCAAAGGAAAACAAAAGCUUUGGUUGAUACUGGGGCAAGUUGCAACCUUCUUGACGUAGGUGAAGCGCAGAGGCUAGGCAUCACGUACGAGAAGAAGCAAAGAGGGUGGAUGAAAGCUACCAACUCAAGGGCCACAAGAACUCAUGGAGUAGCGCGCCAGGUGCCACUCAAGCUUGGAGGAUGGACCGGGGUGGCAGACUUUGAGGUUGUGUCGUUGGAUGAUUAUCAGGUCAUCAUCGGCAUGGAAUUCAUGGUGCGGGAGAAAGAUUUCCCGAUUCCCUACGCCAAUAGAUUCUGCAUCAAUGGCGGAGCAAGAUCGGUUCCCAUGACAAGAGAGCAACUCGAGUCAAACAAGAGGUGUUUGGCAAGGCAAGAGCAGCGAGAAGUGGCAACGAUGGUGGAGGCAGCGGCUCACUCGAAGACUCGUUGGAGAAGGACGAGAAGGAGGAGUGCACAACAUCGUGGAGCCAUGAGAGACGAGGAUGUAUCAUCUUCGACUUGCCAAGAGAAGCAAGGAAAGGCCACCAUGAUCGAGAAGGCGGGACACUCAAAGACGCGACGGAGAAGACCGCGGAGGAGUGUGCAACAUCAUGGGAGCACAAGGCUCGAGAGCGAGCCAGGGCCAUCCUUGGUUUGGAGGAAGGUGCAACGAGACCUUGCAAGCAAUGAAGCUAAGGCAAGGAAGGCGUCUGCCAAAGAGCCACGACGAGGGCGUCGUGGAUUGAGUGAAGGAGAAUGUCACCAACGAGGCUCAAGAGUCGAAAGAGGCUGCUCGAGGUCGAAGGAGGCAUUUCGUAGCAAGGACGCGACGAGGGCGUCGCGAGCAUAGGUGGGGGAGGAUGUCACAUGUGGCAGAUGACAUGGCGCCAACAAGGUGACAACAUGGCGGCUGCACAUGUGGCAUGCAUGGAAGACUAGUGGCAUAGAGAUGCUCCUAGGAUUCUCCACCUUAAUGUAGAGCUUAAUGGUGCACUUAUGAGUCACAUAAUGGUGACAUUGAUAGAGUGCAUAAUGGGGGGGACUUAAUGGGUGUAUUGAUGUAGUAGAGGGACAUUAUGAGGGGGCAUUGAUGCCUUGUAUGUGGAGAGGCCUAUAUAAGGAGCCAUCUCCCUCACUUGUAACUCAUCCAUCAUUUUUGUGAGCAAUACAACUAUAGAGUUUCUCCCAUCUUCUUGUGUCUUGUUCUUGUGAGUUGAGUGAGUUUGAGAGCUUGUGAGAAGGCUGCCUAGUAUCUCUAACGGAAUUGAGAGCUAGGGCCGCACGACCAAGAGUAAGGCCGUGACAGUACCGCUCGGGCACCAAAGGUGCUUACUUCCAUAAUAUCUCGGCCAAACUCGGCCAAUUAGAUUCAGAACCCAUCGUAAAACAUCACCGGAUUCAGAUCUCAUCGUGUAAUUAAUAACUCUAGUUUUAUUUUAUACUAUGUAUUAUCUCUUCCCCGUUACAUGAGGAAUUUUACAAUGCUAUAUAGCAUAGCAUUGGUGUUAUAGGUUUUUGUCUUUGUGGUACAACUUGAAAUUGUACCUUUAACGUUAUGGUACAACUUCAAAUUGUACAUAUACUUUUUGUGCAAAUUCUUUUAUGGUACAACUUAAAUUUAUACUUUUAUGUGAUGGUACAACUUCAAGUUGUUAAGUUGUACCAUAACAUAAUGGUAUAAAUUCCUUUAUGGUAG
This is a messenger RNA of Linum trigynum, 8127 nucleotides long. The record is from the annotation of a GenBank genome assembly. NCBI's taxonomy places the organism in Eukaryota, Viridiplantae, Streptophyta, Magnoliopsida, Malpighiales, Linaceae.